This is a messenger RNA of Eutrema salsugineum, 2143 nucleotides long. Its product is annotated as 3-hydroxy-3-methylglutaryl-coenzyme A reductase 1. NCBI's taxonomy places the organism in Eukaryota, Viridiplantae, Streptophyta, Magnoliopsida, Brassicales, Brassicaceae. Bases 1 to 1785 code for a protein of 594 amino acids. Gene Ontology annotation, molecular function: hydroxymethylglutaryl-CoA reductase (NADPH) activity; protein binding. Gene Ontology annotation, cellular component: endoplasmic reticulum membrane; peroxisomal membrane. Gene Ontology annotation, biological process: isoprenoid biosynthetic process; sterol biosynthetic process; coenzyme A metabolic process. The record is from RefSeq and is a predicted model, not a curated record. The transcript is spliced from 4 exons.
AUGGAUAUCCGACGGAGGCCUCCUAAACCGCCGGUUAACCCCGACGGUUCCUACCGGUUUCAAAAGGAUCGCUCUCCUUCCUCCUCCGACGAUCAUCGCCGCAGAACCACGAUUGCUCCUCCCCCAAAAGCCUCCGAUGCGCUCCCUCUUCCUCUCUACCUCACCAACGCCGUCUUCUUCACGCUCUUCUUCUCCGUCGCUUAUUAUCUCCUCCACCGGUGGCGUGACAAGAUCCGUUACAACACGCCUCUCCACGUCGUCACCAUCACCGAGCUCGGCGCUCUUGUCGCUCUCAUCGCCUCUUUUAUCUAUCUCCUAGGGUUUUUCGGCAUCGAUUUCGUUCAAUCAUUCAUCUCACGCGCCUCCGGUGACGCCUGGGAUCUCGCCGACUCCAACGAUGCCGAUACGAAUUUCCUAAUCAACGACGACCACCGUCUUGUCACUUGCUCUCCUCCUCCGCCUGUCGUUUCCGUUGCUAAAUUAUCCAAUCCGGACCCUAUCGUCACCGAAUCGCUUCCCGAGGAAGACGAAGAGAUUGUGAAAUCGGUACUCGACGGCGCGAUCCCAUCCUACUCGCUCGAAUCUCGUCUCGGCGAUUGCAAGAGAGCGGCGUCGAUCCGGCGGGAGGCUCUGCAGAGGAUUACGGGGAAAUCGAUUGAAGGAUUACCGUUGGAUGGAUUUGAUUACGAAUCGAUAUUGGGGCAAUGCUGCGAGAUGCCUGUAGGGUACGUGCAGAUUCCGGUGGGGAUCGCUGGACCAUUGUUGCUCGAUGGUUUUGAGUACUCGGUUCCUAUGGCUACAACCGAAGGAUGUUUGGUCGCUAGCACCAACAGAGGAUGCAAGGCCAUGUACAUCUCCGGCGGAGCAACCAGUACGGUUCUCAAGGACGGUAUGACCCGAGCACCCGUGGUCCGGUUUGCGUCGGCAAGACGAGCCGCGGAGCUUAAGUUCUUCUUGGAGAGUCCAGAGAACUUCGACACUUUGGCCGUCGUUUUCAACAGGUCAAGUAGAUUCGCAAGGCUGCAAAGUGUUAUGUGCACACUCGCCGGGAAGAAUGCUUACGUAAGGUUCAGUUGUAGCACUGGUGAUGCCAUGGGGAUGAAUAUGGUAUCCAAAGGUGUACAGAAUGUUCUCGAGUUCCUCACCGAUGAUUUCCCCGACAUGGAUGUGAUCGGAAUCUCUGGUAACUACUGUUCGGACAAGAAACCUGCUGCUGUGAACUGGAUCGAGGGACGUGGCAAAUCAGUUGUAUGCGAGGCAGUAAUCAGAGGAGAAAUCGUGAACAAGGUCUUGAAAACGAGCGUGGCUGCUUUGGUCGAGCUCAAUAUGCUCAAGAACCUCACGGGCUCUGCUGUUGCAGGCUCUCUAGGUGGAUUCAACGCUCACGCCAGCAACAUAGUCUCCGCUGUAUUCAUAGCCACUGGCCAAGAUCCAGCUCAAAACGUGGAGAGCUCUCAAUGCAUCACAAUGAUGGAAGCCAUUAACGACGGGAAAGAUAUCCAUAUCUCUGUCACUAUGCCAUCUAUUGAGGUGGGGACAGUGGGAGGAGGAACACAGCUUGCGUCUCAAUCAGCGUGUUUGAACCUGCUCGGAGUGAAAGGAGCGAGCACAGAGUCACCGGGGAUGAACUCGAGGAGGCUAGCGACGAUAGUGGCGGGAGCAGUUUUGGCCGGAGAGUUAUCUCUAAUGUCAGCAAUAGCAGCUGGACAACUUGUGAGGAGUCACAUGAAAUACAAUAGAUCCAGCCGAGACAUCUCUGGAGCAACGACAGCGACAACAACAUGAUCUGAAUCUGAAUCAUCUCUCUGGCCCAAAACUCAAAGAAGGACAAGAAUCCAAAGAAGGCAGGCUUUUACAACUCAUUCACUCAACAGUCUCUCUGGUGGACAGAUUAGGCCAUGUGCAUUGCCUUUCUUUUGUUCAAUAAAAACUUAUAUUUUUUGUUUUUGUUUGACUUAAAUCUUUUUUUUUUGGGGAUUAAGGGUGAGAGAGAGAUUUGGGAUUUUCGAUUCUUCCUCUUUCCUCUUUCUCUCUCUCAUGGAUAAUUCGUGUUCUCUUCGAUCUUGUCUAAAGCUUUGUCUUGUUUGUUAGGAAGUGGUGUCUAUAUGAUAAAAAUCUAUGAAGUUGCGUUUGGGAACAUGAA